Molecule: messenger RNA, 8573 nt
Organism: Planococcus citri (citrus mealybug)
Lineage: Eukaryota; Metazoa; Arthropoda; Insecta; Hemiptera; Pseudococcidae
Exons: 2
Coding region: 1-5496 (1831 amino acids)
Biological process (GO): DNA integration
Molecular function (GO): nucleic acid binding; RNA-DNA hybrid ribonuclease activity
Source: RefSeq, a predicted model, not a curated record
AUGGCAACCAUUAGGGAACAUGUUAGAAAAAGAGAAUUUGAAAAAAAGAAAGUCAUUCUCUCUCUUGGCACUUACGAGUUGAAUUAUGGCAAUAUUCGAGACAGCCAUAUGAGACGCCUCCUACGUGAAAUAGUUGGCACAUUAAAAGAGAAAGGUGUCGAAGACAUUAAAAUUUUGUUUCCAAUGAUUUUUCCAGCUGGAAAAAACGACCGAGGAGUUACAGCUAAAAGAUAUUAUGCUUGGAGGAGAAUUUUUGAAGAAGUCUGUGACAACGAGUCCGUUACUCUGUGGUGGUCGCCAGCAGCAGUAUUUAUCAGGUUGAUCAGGUUGGAAGAUGGAAGGUUGAGGUUUCAACCUGACAAAUCCGGCAAGGUCAUUCCAAGAGACAAUAGGCUGCAAAAGAAAGCGAGUGGCUACGUGCCAAACGAAGCAGGCGAAAAAGAGUUGCUUUUCGAGAUGAAAAAAUGUUACAACCAUAAGUUUAAACCAAAAAAUUCAGUGUUCAAUUCGCAAAACUUAUGCGUAGAAACGAGUACGAACCUGUCUGCUGAAGUUGUCACCGAGUCGGAUGGCGAUUAUUUAGUCACCACCAAAGAGUCAAUUGAAAAAACGAAAGCGAAAAUGCCAGAGAGUAGCAGGCCGAUAGCGCAAAUUAUUGAAGACCUAACCAAGAUGGAAGUGAAGCUGUCUCCGGAUUGGCAGAAAAAAGUCAAAAUGGUCUGUAAAGCGUGGAAGAAUAAGCAAGGUCAGCCUAUGGAAGAAACCUCAAGCGAUGAAGAAACAACGAAAUCGAGCGAUGGGGCACCAGCCAAUCAUCAUGAAGUCGCAGUCAAUCAGGCAGCUGCAGAUCAGAGUAGCACACCAGAGAGUGACGUCAUUGAUGAGAAGCGGACCGAUCCAAACACUGUUGAACCGUUAGUGAGAAGCCAGAUAGAGAAUUUCGAUCAGGCUAAGACCUGUGUGGUACCGCUGCGGUUCGCGGACUUAACUUUAUUUACUCAGUUAGAUUCUGGCGCUACGCCCAAUAUCAUGUCGGAAACUUGUGCCAAUAAUUUAAUAAAUAAUUAUAAAGAGAAAAUUGAAUUUAUUUAUUUAAAACGAGUACUUCAGUGUAGAUUGGCUAACAACCAAGUGGUAAGAACGUGGAAAAAGGCAAUAGUAGUGCCAUUGAAAUUUGGCAAGCAUAAGAUCAAAGUGCCAUUUUUUGUGAUGCCUGGUGACAACAAGUUGUUACUGAUUGGCACGAAAUCGAUCGAGAAGCUAGACAUAAAAACAGACGUAAAGAAAGGUACUGCUACGUGUAGGCCACCUGGCACUCACAGAGCUGAAGAGGUUGUAUUUGCAAAGAGAAGCGAAUAUCGGGUUGAAGACAUGUAUACCAACCAAAUACAACUUGAAGAAGAGUACCAAAAAGAGACAGUAGAAAUAGUUUCACGAGCUGAUUUACAUAGUUUUUUUAGAAAGGAUGGAAGGCCUAAAGACGAUGGGCCUGAAAUCUUUGAAAGAAACCUGAGAAGGUACCUAGGUGAAGCAGUUCGUGAAGGAAGGAUUACGAAAGCCGAGUCUGAGGAGGCACUCGAGGAGCUGCUCAAAUUCAGAGAUGUGUUUAGUAGAUUUCCGGGUAAAUACAAAGGAGCUAUGGUGAAAUUGAAGUUUGUUGACCCUAACAAAAUUCCGAACUUCGUAGGGCCUAAAUACAAUCCGUCAAACAAACAACUUGACAAAAUUAGACGUGCUUUGGCUGACAUGGUUGAGCAAGAGGUAGCAGAGCCGUCUGAUACGACUUACAUAAAUCCAUUAGUGCCCAACGAGAAAAAAGACGGAAGCGUAAGACUGUGUUUAAAUCCAGUAGAGUUGAACCCGAUAUUACAAACUAAUUACAACGAGGCGGGCCUCUUAGAUAGAAUAAUUACCUCAGAUGGAGAAGCCCGUUUCUUCACAACGUUAGAUUUCACGACAGCCUUUUGGCAGUUGGUACUGGAUCCAGAGUCGCGCAAGUAUACUGGUUUCAAGGUCGAUGGUAGAGUCUACCAAAUGAUAAGACUCCCAUAUGGCUUGAAAAUUUCAUCUGCGGAAUUUGUAAAAGUAAUUAAUGAAGUAAUACCGGAUAUGCCUGGAGUUACGAAAUACGUGGAUGAUUUGUUGCUAAGGUCACUCACCUUCUCAGAGAUGCUGAGGCUGUUGAAAAAAGUACUUGAGUUGUUGCGUGAGCAUGGGCUCAAACUUAACCCGAACAAGUGUAAAUUCUUUGCCAGUUCCACCGACCAUCUUGGCUUCAAUAUUUCAACUAGAAGCAUAAAAAAACAGAGUAAGAAAAUUGAAGGCUAUUUAGAGUAUAUACAAAAGAAGACGUUAAAGAGAACUGGUAAAGUUAAAUUAGGUAACGUAAGAGAUGUUUUAACCUUAAUAGGGUUAACUGGUAUAUAUAGUCGCUUCAUCCCUAAUUAUCAAGAUAUUGUGAAGCCACUCUAUGAUUUAACUCGGAAAGGCGUGCCAUUUGUAUGGGGCACCGCUCAAGAGGAAGCAGUAGAGAAGCUCACAGUGGAAUUUACGAAAGAGUUUGAGCUUAUGUCACCAGUUGACGGAGAAGAUUUAUACCUAGAUACAGUGUCUACUGAGCAUUCGCUCAAUGGAGUCUUAUACCAAAACAUCAAAGGUGAAGACAAAGUAGUAAUGUUCGUGAGUAGCGCGUUUAAACAACAUCAGCAAAAUUAUACGUUAAUUGAGCGCGAAAUGUUCGCUUUAGUAAGAGUAAUAAAUAAGCUCCAGCUUUGGCUCCAUGGUAGGCGGAUACACGUGAGAGGUGACCUCCAGUCAGUCGUGCACAAGUUUACAACUCUGGCUAAGGUGCAUAGAAAAGCGGCUGGCUGGAUCACAGAGUUGAAUUGUUACGACCUCGUGUAUGAUUUGAAACAUAAAGUAAGAGGUCAAUGGUACGGAAUUCAGGCGCCUGAGUUGACAGUUUACGAUACAAAUUGGACAAACAUGGUGCCAUUAGAUGUGUCAUUUGUAGAAUUGGUAAAAGAUGAAGUCUUGGAUCACCUGAGACGCUUGGACAUCUUCCAGAGUCGUGAUAGGAUGUGUACUAAAAUAGUGCGCAAACUGAACGCCUCAGAGCUUGACAUGACUGCAAAACAGUUAGAAUCAAAGAGAAGAAUGCAAGCUAAAUAUGCAGUGAUCAAAGAGAAAGACAAAGAAUUGCUAUUCAGAAAAUUCAAAGAUGGCUCAAGAAUUCCAGUGAUGCCUGACGAGUUGUUCAGGGAUACCAUUUUUUACUUGCACGAGAUGUAUGGCCAUAUUGGAGCGCAUAAACUAGAAGCGGUCUUUAAACGAUUAUAUUAUUCACCAAAUAUUGUGAAAACUACACGAAUUAUUACGAGCGAGUGCAUCACUUGUAGAAAGACCAAAGGUUAUAGCGAGAAGAAGCGCUUGCAAUUUUCACAAAUAGAAGCGUUUAACAUAGCGGAUGUCAUUUCUGCGGACCUGUGUGGACCAAUAGCGAACGAGUACGGAGAGCCUAAGUAUAUGUUUGUCGCAAAGUGCGUAUUUACGUCGAAAGUGUGGAUUAUUCCACUGGAGUCAAUUCCAGCUGAGACAGUAGUGCAUGCGAUGGAAACUGUGCUCAAUGAUAUAGAGAAGCUGGGCCACAAAGUUCGCAAAGUAAUUACAGACAAUGGCAGCCAAUUUAGGAGUGAGGCGUGGAACGAGAUGCUCACCGCGAAUGGUAUAAAAAUAGGCCAUACUACAACUUACAACCCUCAGUCUUCUCUGGUUGAGCGCACGAUGCGCAUAAUUGGAGAUAGGCUGAGAGCAAAGUUGAACGAUGAGCCCGAGAAUGACGAGUAUACUCACCACGGUUGGCACGUGCAUGUUAAGAAAAUAGAGUCUGAAAUAAACAAUACCCCUACUGAAUUUGGCAUAAAACCGAAUGAGGUAUGGGGCAUCGAAGAUGAGUUUUCUGCCAACAUGCCAACCAAAUUGGCUAAGUUAAAUUCUAAGUACCUGCUCAAGAAGCUGCAGCAGGACCAAAUCGAGAAAAAUCCUAAAUCUGUGACUACCGAGACGCUCAUGGAAAAGCCUAUGGAGCUCUCAAACCUGAUACGUGACGAAGAUGGUUAUUACUGGGCAGCCGUUGAUGGAGCUUGCUCAAACAACGGUUCCAGUGAUGCCAUAGCAGGUAUAGGGGUGGCUUGGACUCCUACUGGAGAAUUUAAUAUAUCCGAAAGAGUAGACCACCCUAGGUACCGGAAUACCAAUAAUUUGGCCGAGGCGAUAGCUCUGUGCAAAGCUAUGAAAGUGAUGCUCAAACUAGGUGCAAAAAGAGGAAAAAUAUUUUCGGAUUCAUGCUAUUUAACAACAGCAAUAAAUUAUAAUGUAGAGAAAUGGAAGAUCAAUAACUGGAAGAAUGCUAGUAAAAAACCAGUUGUGCACCGAGAAAUUUUUCAAGAAAUUUUAGAAUUGAAAGAAAAGUUUGAGAAGUUUGAGUUAAAGCACACACCUGCGAGAAGCUUUGAUCGUAACAACCACGCCGCUGAUAAGCUAGCGCGUAAGGCGGUGUAUACACAAGAGUUGGUAGACCUGCGAGUUGAUGAAAUGACCGAGCAGCAGGCGUUAAUUUCAUUUAUUCGAGAAAAGAGAAAGCUACAAAGAUCAAGAGAUGAAGUAGCAUUUUAUAAAAUUAAGGGAGACCCCAUUUGUUACGAGGAGGGGGAAUUAGUUAUGCUUACGGAACACAGACAGAGCUCAUAUGAUAAAGGAGUCUCGAAAAAAUUGUUUCCUAAGCGUUUUGGGCCUUACAUGGUCAUGAAGCAUGUCGGAGAUAAUGCAUACAGAGUAAGAAGCAUAGCUAACGAGUCUGAUGAGCAAAUUGUCAAUGCUAGGCAAAUGACAAUUUAUUUGAAUUUAGAACAACAAGAGAAGCUCAAAAAUGAUCCGAAAUUAAAGUCAAAGACAGACUCAAGGCCCUUAAUUGAAAAAAUUAAAGAGAAAGUAACGCCGAAAGAGAUAGAAAGGCCAGAAAUUGACGAGGAGGUCGAAGAGGAGGUCAUUGACCCUAAAAUACACGAUCAAGUAGCAGAAAGAGCAGCUAGGCUAUUGGCUAGAGAAUUGCGAAAGAAAGAGCUAGAACAAGCUGAGGAAAAGAGAGGAAAGAAACUGCAAGAAUUCCAGAAACUCAAAAAGCAUGCGAGACGCAAGUUAGAUGAUAAAGAAAACGAGAAGAUUGCUACGUGCAUUAAAAAAGCCGUUGGGUUGACAACAAAGGCUGGAGAGAUACUUGCGAACGCGGAAAAGAAAGAUAGAGAUAGAAAAAGAACGAAAAAGUUGAAGCCAGGUGAAAAAGCACCUGGGUCAGACGAUCCGGAUUAUGUACCACCUACAAGCACGAAAAGAAGAAAAAAGAAAACAGUAAAUUUUAUAGCUCUGGAAAAAUUAGAAUCUCAUCACCGUGUGAUGUUCGUAGAGUUGUACAUGAAUUACGAGGACGUGCUGAAAUAAAAAGAGAAAAAGAGUAGCUGGAAUUCGAGGUACUGGUUGGUGCCUAAAUUUUAAUCUGUAAAUAAUUUUUUUUUAUUAGUUUUACAUCUUAUUUUAUUCAAAUUACUCGUAGCAAUAUUUUAACCUAGUUUUAAAAAACCAAAAAGAGCAAGCCAUCGAAAGUAAAAGCAAGUUCUAUCCGAGUAGCAUACGAGCUGUAUGAAGAGAAGUAGUACUAGCGAGUACGCGGGGGGUAGAAUGGAACGAACGCAACGAGAACGAAAACGAGCGGCUCCCCGCAACCUGUAGUUACGAAGCAGAGAGUAGUCUGUACGUUAGCGAGUAGGCGGGGGGUGGUAAAGAGUCGCACGCAUCAGCUGAUAAAACUAGAUCGGUUGAAACGAACCAACGAACGAGGAAAGUAAUGCCAAGGACGUUGCAGUUUUGAUGUAUUAUUGAUGCGUGUUAUGUAAUAACGUGAAUGUUUGUUGAAAGUUUGUAGUGAAGUGCGUAUUCGUAGAGUUCGGCAUAUUGAUGCUUUUGUGGUAAAUUUUGCGCUAAUUGGUGAUCGUAAAAGCUCACGUACGCGUGUGUAUGUGCGAAAUCGUAUAAUUUGGCGUAAAAAAGUAAAAAAUCGGGUAAUUUAUUUGAGAAGUGAACAGUUUGCUGCAUGUUUGUUUCGGUAAGGUCUAACAAAGAAGCCUAAAAUCAAAAUGGCGUAAGUCUAUUGAAUAUGGUUUUUAAUUCGCUCGUGUUGUAUUUUUCCGUUAGAAAAGUGAAUAAAAAUUCGAAACGUGUUGAUUAGAAGAAAAAUUCCAGUAAAAGAGUAGCUCCUCGUGUAUUUCGACUGGGUAAGUUGAAUUUGUUUAUCCUCGUGUGCAAUUAAUUUCAUUGUGUUACACGAUACGUCAUGCUUAAUUAGUGAAAGAUUAUUAAUUUAGUGUGGUAUUUUUUGCACACAGCCGAAGAAGCUACCGGCUAUACGAGAAGCGACGUGGUUUUUUGUCUUGUUUCAACGAGUUGGAAAAACGAUAGUGGUCAAGUGGUGGCAUGAAAUUUUUCGACGAAGUUUUGUUUUAUUACAAAAGCUGAUUAGUUGGACGUUUGAGUAGUAAAUAUUCGUUUGACGAGAAUUCUAUCGACGCUGAGAUUAGGUAAGCUGGAUUAGAAGUACCUACGAGUAGUUUACACGUACCUACAAACAAAGUAAGAUAAUACGAAAAUUAAUUACCUGUCGAUGCUUUCAGUAAUAAGACAUAUUGGAUCGCAGUAAAUCGAUUCGAGAAGCUGGAAGUUUAUUUUAGUCAGACAGAGGUAAUUAGGAUAAAUAGAGUAGAUUACGAGUAAAAUACGAAAAAUGCAUUUGUACUUACCGUUGUGCCGUUGAUUUGCCACAGCUAUUGACGUAAAAUGGAUGGCGCGGACGAAAGAGAAGAUAUACCGAGACGAGCGUUUGUUUGGGAUGAUAGCAACAGCAGCACUUCCGAAAGGUAAAGAUCUUCGAUACCUGUAAAAUAGAGUAAAAAUUAGAUUAUUCUCGAGUAGCAUCGAUAAUUAACAGAGUACGGUGUAAUUGUUAUUCAAAUUUAGCGAAGAGGAGAAGACUGUAAAUUAUGUUAUUUUUAUAAUUUUUUGAGAAUGUAAUUGUUUUUUUUGUUUUCGUUUGCCAAGAGAAAAGCCAGAGAAGCAGUGGUUUUUUCUAUGUUAUUUUACAAGUAGAUGGAUUGAUUAAGUUUAAUUUUGUAUGUUUUUUUUUAGUUUUGUUUAAUUGUUUUGUUUGCGAAAGGUAUACCAAAUAAAGAGUAGUGUACCAAGAAAGUGAACAAGAGUGAAUCGAUUUUUUGUGUUUAUCGUCCAAUGUGAUAUUUGUGUUCCAUUUACGUGAAUUCUGUGGAAUAAUUUCUGUGUUAGGCAAACGAGUAGAAAAUAAGAGAAUUGAAUUUUUUUUUAUUUAUAUUGUUGUAUCAUCGAAAGAGUAGCCAGAAUACGAGGUGAAAAAUGUGAUAUAGAAUAAAACUUACGUAACGAGCAUUGAUGUUUUCAUUUCGCGAACCAACGUGUUUGAACCGGCAUGGUAAUAAUGGGUAGCUUUGAACACCAGCGAGAUACCUGUAAAAAACAAAAAGAGAAACAAAGUACAAAGUUCUUUUUGGUAAAAGCAGUAAAAGAGAAGUAAAAAUAUUACAUCCCGUGACAGGUAUCAACGAGUAGCUGCGUAAACAAUCCGAGUAGCUGGAGUUAGCGUGCGUGAACUGGUCUAGACGUGUUGGAAUUUCAGCACCUGCGAAAAACAGAGUGUUAAUAUUCAGAGGUAGACUAUGAGUAGAUGAAAGAGUAGUUACCUGAAUCUGGAAGCAGUGAAGCAACGAGUUGAACUCAAGUGAAAAACCUGGAACAGAGAGAAAGAAAAGAGUUGAAUUAUUCGAGUAGCUCACCUGAGUAGUUUCACAGGGUUCGAGUCAAGAAGAAGUUCCAGAGUUCCAGCCAAGUUCCGGCCCAGACAAUGGUAUGAUGUAUAAGAUUAACAUAGUGAUAAAAUUCGAUUGUAAUAUUAUUAUUAACACAAAUGUUUAGAUAUGUUAAUCUUAAGAUCGCGAAAAUGUAAAAAGAUUCUGCAAGAGUAGCCAGAUAGGGAUGUAGGGCCAUAUAACGAGCAGGCCACAUCUGGCAUACGAAGCGGGGCAGGGGGAGCCCAAGUACUCUACGAGACGCUGAGUAGGCCUCUUUUAGGCUGCGUAUCCAGACGGGCCCCCGAGCUAUACCCAGCCGGGGCAUUAUGUAGAGGGUACUUGGGACUCCAUGUUACCACUCUACAGUGGUAAUUUGAUGCCCAGGUCGGAGGCUGCACUGAACCAGGUGCAACGCCAUCUGGUGGACUGGUUCAGGGAAGCUGACGGCCGAGAGUAAGUUACAGAGUUGCUUCGCAGUUUUCCAAUCUUCUUCUAACGAGCAAGAUAGAGCUUUUACGCUAGCUUGGAGAACGUUUAUGCCUUUAAGCAGAAUCUUUCGUUGUUAUAUGAAUGGUAGUAAUUGUACAUUGUAGCAACAUGUACUAUAAACCUUGUUCAUGUGCUUGAAUAAAUAUUCAGAGUAAAUCA